CCUUAUACUGCAGAGGGGUUCCCUUCCUUCUCUUCCAUUUCUCGCCCUUAUAUUUUCUCCUUGCGAACUCUCUCACUCUCUCCGUUCACCAUCGGCUCGUCAAUUUCUUGCAUUUUCUUGGCCAUUUUCCUUCCCGCCAAACACUCCGAAUCUCCCUCCCGCCUGCUCCGAUUCCCGCAGAUAUCCCGACGUCCUCCCUGUUCUUGAACCGAUCUCUGCUCGCGCCUCCACUGAGACAUCUGGCGCUCUAGUGGAUUUGUAUUUCUGAUGUCAAUUGCAAAACCUACGACCUCAGACUCUCUGUAUGCUAUGAAAUCAGGGGAGGAAAAUGAUUCCAUUGACACUAUCAUCAGACAAGUUGCGAAAGAGCCAUCUAUUUCUUUCUCAAGGGCCGGGGAUAGCCCAGUCCCGUGGAUUCAGCUACUUCAUGCCUUAGAUCAACAAGAACUUCCAGGUUGGCCUCUGCACUCUCCUAUUAAAGUGCAAAUGCAAAAGUGUGACAAAUGCCCACGAGAGUUUUUCUCAUCCAUCAACUACAGAAGACACAUACGUGUACACCAUCGGUUGAAAAAGCUUGAUAAGGAUUCUUCUAAAAAUAGGGAGCUUCUACGUGAAUUUUGGGACAAGCUCUCGCCAGAAGAGGCAAAAGAAGUUGUAUCAUUCAAUGAUGUGACUUUAGAGGAAGUUCCAGGGUCUUCAAUUAUAAAGGCAUUGACAAUUCUUAUACGGAAACCGGGAUUUUCUUCUUUGCCCCACAUUUGUUUGAAGGCUGGUUCUGCCCUUCUGGAUAUUGUUCAAGCUAGACCUUCCAGGUUUCCCAUAUCAUCCCAGGAGUUAUUUUCUAUCCUCGAUGAUGCAAGUGAAAAGACGUUUCUGUGUGGGACAGCCAUAUCAAUGCAGAGAUAUGUUUUUGAUGGGGAGGCUGGGAAAAUUGGCCUUGAAUCAAAAAACUUAGUUGCUUGUACAAGCUUCCUGGUGGAACAGAUAUUGUUGAAAGCCUGGCAUGCUGACAAGGAUGCGGAAGCUUUGAGGUUACAGAAGUUGCUAGUGGAGGAAGAAGAAGCUGCUCAAAGAAGGCAAGAAGAGCUCUUGGAAAGGAAAAGGCUGAAGAAGCUUAGGCAGAAAGAACAGAAGGAAAAGGAUCAAAGACAUGGGGAGAAGGUUGAUGUUAAGGAGAACAUUGAUGAAACUCUGGAGGCUGUGCCACUCGUAGAAACAUCUAGUCCUUCAGCAACAUUUGAUUCUGACACGGCCAGUUCGGAUGCGCUGGAUCAUGCCCGCUUAUCACUUGAACCAUUCCACUUCUCAAAUACGGGUGAAAAUGCAGAUCUCGAAUCUCAGACUGGAGUUAGCUUUGGACAUGUUGAUUCGGCGAGUGGACCAAAUGUUGAAAGGCAGCUGGUGCAAGGAAAUGGUAGUCGGCGUGCAGUUGCUCGAUGGCACAUGUCUCCAAAAUCACGGCGGGGUGUGCCCAAUCGAUUUCAUGAUGGCCAUAGUUCUCAAACAGUGAAGCAUUCAUCCAUCCAACACCACGGUAACCACAGGGAUGUAAGGGCUGCUUCCAGUGGCAAUAGAGUAUGGAGUCGAAAGCCUAAACCAGAAUAUGAUGGGGGGAGUUUGAAAGCUGGAGUACAGAAAGAAGCAUCUGAACCAGAUCAAAUCAAGAACCAUGAGGUUUUGAUUGGUUCUAUACCAGUCAAUCUUGGAAAUUUUUGCCAGGAAAGUAAUAAUCUGGCUGGUGUUCAUGAUGACCGUCCUUCGGAGAAAGGUCAAAUGCUAAAGGACAAUUCUCAGGAUAAAACCAAUAAACCUGAUCUGGUACAGAGUGGUACAAACCGGUCAACAGUGAAGCUUUGGAGGCCAGUGAGCUGGAAUGGAACAAGAGGUCCUACGCCAAUUCAUAAUGGCAGCAAAGAAUCUGACAUAAAUGUGGUAGCUGAAAAGGGCAACAGCCAAAGCCCUUACAGUGAAAAUUGUAAAAGAUCGUGUGUUGUGGAUGGCCAUAAUGAUGGAAACGGGAACGGCUCUACUCACCCCGAUGAAACACAAAGCCUGGGCUUCUCUAGCCGUGCGGCAGAAGAUUUUCUUGCUCAAAGGUGGAAGGAGGCUAUUGCUGCAGAUCAUGUGGAAUUGGUUCUAUUCCAAGACUCUGAACCUCCCAGAUGCCCAGACAAUCAAAAUGACGGUGAAGUAGGAGCGAAUCAUUCGUUGAAGUCUAAACGCAGCAUUCUUGGCAAUGCAGAAAACAGGCUUGUAGAUGGGGAGGCAUUUGAUUUGCCAACUGCUGGAGCUGCUAAAGUCAGGCGCAGGACGAAGCAGGACAAGGGUGUGAAGAUUAAGUACAUUCCGAAACAUAGCACAGUUGCCUAGUAAUAGAGGGUAAAGAGAUCGUUUUUCUUCUUUUUUUGGGGGUUAUACAGCAUGCACAGUUUAGCCAAUGAUUGUAUUCUUAGCAGCAGAAGGGUCCAGUUUUACCAGCGGUCUUCUGUCAGAAAAUCGAAGAAAAAGUUUUGGAAGAUAAGUUUUCUUUUUUUUUUUUUUUUUGUUAUAGUUCCCUCCUUUUCUCUUUGUCAUAGCAGAUUGAUUAGAGUAAGAUUCUUCUUCUCUUUGGCAGAAGUUUCUGUAAUGAAUUUGAUUUUUUGGUUUGAGCCGUCAUUGUCCGUUGCUAUGCAUUGUUUGUACCGUCUUGAUGAUGUCGUCAACGAGACCGACAGACCAAACGAGUUGGUUUGUGAAGGUUGCAUUUGUGAUGUCAUUUCAGGUUACAGCAUUUGAAGUUGUAAAGGGUGAGAUAUUCUCUCUAUAUUUUUGAUCAAAUUCGAUUGUGUAAACUUCGCAAUCGACUGAAUUUCCUCUGUUUUCGGGCUACCACAUGGGCUACAGGUGACCAAUUUCCAUGGGCCAAGCCAGUUGGCCCAGAAGAUUGCACCUCCCCGGCGCCUCUUCUUGCACAGCCUAUUAACCUUGCUUUUUGCUUUUCAGCUUAACGAGAAAUCAUAUUAGUCACCACCAAGUAAUCAUAAUGUCACGUGUUAAUCUAACUAUACGUAAUUUUGUGUUAUUAAAUCGAGACGUUACAGUAGCUGUGUAUCCGGUCCAUCCAUAUCCUUCUGGUACUAAUGUAUAUUACAACAAAUUUUGUUUUUAUAAUUAACAGUGCUGGCAUGCUCAGAUCUUUACCACAACAAUGCCAUCCUAUAAUCAAAUUAUUUCGUGGAUUGGAUUUCACUUGAUUGUCUACGGCUCAGCCACUUUGACUUGGACAAAAGCAUUUAAGAUAUAAAAUCAUGUCCGCUCCCUCUCCUGUCACCAAAACCUGUUUCCUGAAAUCCCUAUUACACUGCCACCUGUCCACCCUCCCCACCUUAUGCUUUUUACCCUAUCUUCUUCCUUUCUCCCCAUCUUUUCCUCUUUAACUCUCUAACCUUCUCCACUCUCUCACAACUCUCUCUGCAACCAAACCCUAACCCUAACCCUACUCUGUUUAAUCAACAGAAACGCAGAAAAAAAUGUCAGGUGGGGUUGGUCCAACCUGCGGUGACAUCAGCCUCCCCAAAGAACAAGAACAUGAAUUCAAAGAACACAACGACGAAACCUCCUCAAAACUCAGCUCCCACCAAAAGUCCCCAACUUCACACUCCACCGCCACCGCCUCUCCGCGCAAAGCCGGUGGCGGUCUGUUCUCCUUCCGGCAGCUCAACGCCCUCGCCGUCGUCGUCGUCCUCUCCGCCAGCGGCAUGGUAAGCCCCCAAGACUUCGCCUUCGUCUUCUUCUCCGUGAUCUACAUGCACAUCAUCUCCAAAGUUGCUUUCCCCAUCCUCGGUUCCUCCAGAGACCCCACCGUUUUCAACCCCAAAAACAAAGUCCUCCGCCUCUACGUCCUGACCGGCGCCGUCAUCGGCCUUCUGCUCCCCAUUGCCUACAUUUUGGAGGGCAUUUUCGAAGGCGAUAAACAGGCAUCAGCGCCGCUUCCCCGCACGUUUUUCUCCUUGCCAGUCAGGUGUUCAUGGAAGGAAUGGCUUUUGCCGACCGGUUUUCGACGCCCAUACGUGUCUUCGUGCCGGUUUUCUACAAUUCCAGGCGGAUUUUCACCAUCGUGGAUUGGCUGAGGAGUGAGUUUUCCAAGGAGCAUGAGGAGUACGGUGGAUCUGCAAAAAGAUUGUAUGUGGGGAGAGGGCUUGCCAUUGCUAAUAUGGCGUUUUGGUGCUUCAAUUUAUUUGGGUUCUUGCUGCCUGUCUAUCUUCCUAGGGCUUUCAAGAAGUACUACUCCGCCCAUAAACUGAAAGAUUAUUGAUCUUCAAUGUACUAAUUUCUUCUUUGUUUUCCUUUUCGUUUCUUAAUGUCAAAAGAAAAAUAAAUGAAUAAAAGAUCUGCAUAUAAUGUGAA
Pyrus x bretschneideri (Chinese white pear) is the source of this 4386-nucleotide messenger RNA. RefSeq lists its product as uncharacterized. The record is from RefSeq and is a predicted model, not a curated record. The transcript has 10 exons. The coding region runs from base 268 to 2370 and encodes 700 amino acids. NCBI's taxonomy places the organism in Eukaryota, Viridiplantae, Streptophyta, Magnoliopsida, Rosales, Rosaceae.